UUUGGGUUGGUUCGGGACCCCGCGCUGCCCGCUGUGUGCGGCUGAAUCCAGACUUUAAUUCAUUGUGGCGGCUUUGGUGCUGAGAACGGCGGCGGCAGGCGGAGCGGCGCGUUCCGCUCUUUAAUAAUACUGGGUCAAUACACGGAGCGCCGCCGCUGUCUGCCAGCCCGCCGCAUCCGCCGGAGCCGCUUCACCCCGUCACCCGGAGGGGCUGUUCGACAAGGUGUGUUGCCGGGGGCAACAGCUGACUGACAAUGUCCUUGUGAGAGUGGGCGGGGCUACCUGGCCCUGAGGUAGUGAGGAGGAGGAGUCUCAGCCCUCGGCCCUCCCCUUCCUGCGACGGCCCAAACGGACGGACGCACAAACGGGCGUGGCUCUCCCUUCCCUCCUCCUCUUCCUCCUCCCCUCUCCUCCCCGUUCUCUCCCCCUCCUCCUCCCCCAGUCUCCUCCUCUCCUCCCUCCCCCGUCUCGCCCCUCGUCCCCUGCCACCAUGCUGUGGUCACGCUGCUGUUGGAGAGCCUGAGGAAGCAGACUCUGGAAGGUGACCCUGCUCAGCCAGGGGACUUCUACCUGUCCCUGCUGGACCCGAAAACCCUCGCAGAGUGCUGGCCCCCAGAUGGCUUGAUGCCUGAGAGCAGCUACUGGCAGCUCUGCCCUCCCUCUAAGUCCGGCCUGCAGGGGGGGUUGCUGAGCUCUAGUUUCCCCCCCGGCCCCGUGCCCCUGGUCUCCCCAGAUGCUCACCUACAGGAGGGGGGCGACCCCCUGGAUGGUGCCCCCUCUCAGCCACAGCAGCACCGGCCCCUGGCGCCCAGCACCUCAGCGUCCGAGCUGUCUCUCCCCGGAGCGCCGCUGGCUCCUCCCGGCCCCGGGCCCCCUCCUCCUCCUCCCCCGCCCCCUAAACGCCACUGCCGCUCGCUGUCGGUGCCCGAGGACCUGUCGCGCUGCCGCUACACCUGGCGGCCCAGCGCCUCGCGGGUCUGGACUCCUGUCAGCCGUCAGCAGUGUCACGGGGGAGCGGGGGGAGGUGUCACGGGUGGAGGGGCGGGGGUGGGAGGAGGGGGUAUAGGGGCAGGUGCGACAGUGGGAGGAGCCUGCCCUCUCCGCGCUCCCAGCUCCUCUCUGAACUCGUCGCUGCACUCUUCAUCCAGCCCCACCUUCUUCAGCCUGGCGUUGUCUCCAGACUCCCCGCUGCCCUGGAGCUUCCCCUGGGACCCCAGCGAGGCGGCGGCAGGGGGAGGAGCCUGCUGCUGCUUUUUCCCCUCCCCGUCCUCCUGCUCCUCCUCGCCCUCCCCCCUUCACCCGCCUCCCCCACCUCAGAGGCGUUUCUCCCUCUCCCCCGUGCUCAUCAGAGACUCGGCGGCCUCCACCUUCCUGCCUCCGCCUCCCGUGCCGAGCCAAGCGGUGGCGCCUCCGCCGGGCUGCUCCGCCGUAGCCGGGGCGGCACGGGGGGGCCCGGUGCCCGCCUCGCCUUCCUCGGCCUGCAGCACGCCGUCGUCUCUGCGCCGCAGCCUGCCGCCACAGCUGCCACGCUGCCACUCGCAGCCCUGCGACCUGCUGCUGCUCAAACCCGGUCUGAAGAGACGCCGCGACCCCGACAGACCCUGCGCCCGUCCAGUCCUCGACUUCACCAAGAUGACUCAGACACGCAGCAUUGACCCGCAGUGUCUGGAGCGCGGCGGCAGGCUGGCCUGCGGCGGAGACGUCUGCAUGGGCAUGGAGGCCUUCAUGGGCGACUUCAGGGGCUCCUGCUCGCCGGCCGAGUGUCUGGGCAGGACCAGCAUCGGGCCGCUGAGCGAGAGCGACGAGGAGUGCCGCGAGGAUGACGACGCCGACGACGAUGACGAUUUGGAGGAGGAAGCGGAGGAGCGCGAGGCGGCGCAGCAGGCGGUGUUUGAGAGGGAUUGUACAGAGCUCGACUUGAACUUAAUAGAAGAAAACUGAUGCAUUUGUAAAUGGAAGGCUGUUCUCUGUUUCAGUUUUUUAAUUUAGUUUUGUUUUGAAUCAAACCCCUCCCCUCUUCCUGGACCACCAUCGUCUCAACACUCCGCGCCUCCUUGCCACCAAUCAGCAAGGCUCUCAGGAACAACACCUUCUCUCAUUGGAUGAGCUGGGGUAAAUGAAGCUGAUUGAUGACGACAGUGAUGAUCUGACUGCCACCGGUGAAGACUCGGCGCUGUGGCUUCACCUGGAAUCCUCCUGGCUGCUUUUUAACAUUUCUGGGGUUGGAAAGCUGUUUGGGUUCAAAGUGAGGAUCUCCUCGAGUAAGUCUGGUCGCCAGUGAUGAGACGACACCUCCACACUCUGAGUCCCAGUCCGCCGUCGGUCCUCCUGCAUCUGAGCUUCGCCUACCUGUGAAAACCUGAAGCUGCUAGCUUCAGGCUAACACACCAACACGCCGUUGCUCAGGCGUCUGAAGCCCAGAUGCAGUUUUCCCUCUUCUGUGACUGGACUCAGAUUGUCCAGGUGCGUCUUGGCGUCCAGGUGUCUUCCAACACACAGCUGCCGAGUCUCUCUGUAACACACUACAGUCUGAUGAGGCCGUCACCGCGGUGCAGCUCCAGCCUGAAACACCAUCACCAGUCUGCCACGCAGUCCGGCACCACAAGACACAGACCAGAGACAGACCAGAGUCAGACCAGAGUCAGACCAGAGACUCACCAGACUCACACCAGAGACAGACCAGAGACAGACCAGACUCACACCAGAGACAGACCAGAG
This is a messenger RNA of Chelmon rostratus (copperband butterflyfish), 2718 nucleotides long. It is a transcript of the gene fam53c, whose product is annotated as family with sequence similarity 53 member C. The coding region runs from base 625 to 1941 and encodes 438 amino acids. The record is from RefSeq and is a predicted model, not a curated record. The transcript has 5 exons. Gene Ontology annotation, cellular component: nucleus. Gene Ontology annotation, biological process: protein import into nucleus. NCBI's taxonomy places the organism in Eukaryota, Metazoa, Chordata, Actinopteri, Chaetodontiformes, Chaetodontidae.